This is a messenger RNA of Anolis sagrei ordinatus, 3575 nucleotides long. The record is from RefSeq and is a predicted model, not a curated record. Lineage: Eukaryota; Metazoa; Chordata; Lepidosauria; Squamata; Anolidae.
CGCCUCCUCCUCCCCCUCCGGCGACGGGGGCCCGGCUGGCGCUGGAGGCGCUGCUCUCGGGGCUCCCCCCGCGGGGCCUGGCCGGGCUGCUCCGCUGCGCCAGGGACGGAGGCAGCGCGCGCGCACAGGCAUCGCCUUCCUUGAGCGGCCUCCUCAGCGUCAGCAACGCCCGGCUGGGAAGCAUCAAGACCCGGUUCGAGGGCCUGUGCCUCCUGUCGCUCCUGGUGACGGAGAGCAGCACCGAGACCUUCAGCCAGAACUGCCUGCCGUGGCUACGGAGCCUCCAGCACCUCAUCCAGUCCCAGGACCCUCCCCCCACCAUGGAGCUGGCGGUGCUGAUCCUGGGGGACCUGCUGCAGUUCUCCUGCCAGAUGCCGGACCUGGCGCGCGAGAUCGGCACCAACCACAUCCCGGGCCUGCUCACCUCCCUCCUGGCCCUCAAGCCCCAGUGCCAGCUCUCCGCCCUGGAAGGAAGCAAGGCCUGCAUGACCUUCUACCCGCGGGCCUGUGGCUCCUUGCGAGGCAAACUGGCGGCCUACUUCCUCUCCUGCGUGGACGCAGAAGUGCCCCGCUUGCAACAGCUGGCCUGCGAGUGCUACGCCCUCCUCCCCUCUCUGGGCGCCGGCUUCACGCAGGGGCUCAAGUACACGGAGUGCUGGGAGCAGCAGGCCCACUGCCUCCUGGCCACCCUCCACAGCCUGCUGGGGACCCUCUACGAGGGGGCCGAGACAGACCCCCUCCCUUACGAGGGUCCUGGAGUGGAGAUGGGGCUGCCCCCCUCCGAGGACGGGGAGACCGGCUUCCUCCUGCAGCUGCGCCAGCGCUUCUCGGGGCUGCUCCGGUGCCUCUGCCACAUGCUCAGCAAAGAGUUCGUGGCCCCCGUCACGGUCCCCGUCCAAGACAUCCUGGACCUCAUCUGCCGCGCCCUGGACAUCUCCACCAAAAACAUUAGCUGGUUUGGGGACGGCCCCCUGAGGAUGCUCUUCCUGCCCUCCAUCCACCUGGAGGCCCUGGACCUCCUCGCGGCCCUCAUCCUGGCGUGUGGCCCUCGCCUGGUGCGCUUUGGGGGGCCCCUCCGCAGGCUCUUCCCACAGGUCCUGGGCACGUGGAGCGCCGGGCGGGACCUCUUCCCUGCUGGGCAGGAGCGGCCCUACAGUGCCGUCCGGACGCGCCUCUACCAAGUGCUGGACCUUUGGGUGCAGGUGGCCGGGGCGUCCUCGGGGGUCCUUCAGGGGCAGCAGCGGACCCCCAGCGACGAGGCCUUGCUGGGACACCUCCUCAGCGACAUCAGCCCCCCCACGGAGACGCUCAAGAUGCGCGAAGGGCGGCCCCCCUCCGACGGGAAGCCCAGCGCCCCCAAGAAGCCCAAGCUCUCCUCCUCCUCCUCCGAAGUGGGGGGCCUGGGGGGCCCCAUCCACCAGAAGCACGACCCGGGGGCCAACAGCAGCGUCUGCUUGGCCGCCUUGCAAGUUCUGAGCCGCGCCGUCCUCCUUUCCGGGAGCCUCAUCAAGGAACAGACCCACAAGCGCCUGCAGGAGCUGGUGGUGGUGCUGCUGGUGCGGCUGGGUCAGCAGGCCGAGAGCCCCCCGGGGUCCCCCUUCUCCACCGCCGCCUGCCGCCGGGAGCUGUACCGCCUGCUGCUGGCCCUGGCCCUGGCCCCCGCCCCCUCCGCCCCCGCCCCGCUCCACUGCGCCCUCCGCCUCCUCAGCCAGGGCCGGGCCGACCCCAACCUCCAGGUGUCGUCCUUCUGCGCAGAGGCCCUGACGGUCUGCAACGCGCUGCUUCACCCGCGAGUGCCCUCCUUGCAGCUGCCUUUGCCCGGCCCCCCGGGCCCCCUCCUCAACGGCUCCUCAGAGGCCUCCCCCUCCGCGGCCUCGCCCUCCCCCUUCCGCCCGGCGCCCCCCCUGUCCUUCGCGGCCCCUCGCUUCCCCCCCACGCUGCCCCCCAUGGCGGUGGCGGCGGCCUCCUCCCCCUCGGCCAGCGCGGCCCCUCCCCCUUCGCUGGGCCUGCUGCCCUUGGCCGGCCUGCCCCCCUCGGUGGCCCCGCUGGCCCCUCCCCGCCUGACCCCCGAGGAGCCCCCCCUGCUGCCCCCCUCCCCCUCGACGGCCGCGGAGGUGGCGGCCCUGGCGGCGGGGGCCAAGCUGCGCCGCUCGGUCUUCGUCCACUACGACAAGGAGGAGGAGGAGGACGUGGAGAUCUCCCUGGACAGCGACUCGGACGACAGCGUGGUCAUCGUGCCCAAGGGGCAGCCGGGGAGGGCGCCCAACGGGACCCUGGCCGCCUCCUCGGGGCCGCCCCCGCUCCUCCCCCCCGCGGCCCCCCCCCCGCUGCCCUUGCCCCCCCCCCCGCUGCCCACCGGCCCCUCCUCCUCCGCCUCGCCCCCCUCCCUCGCCCAGGAGGAGGGGCCCCCCGAGCCCCCCCUGGCGCCCCUCCCCCCCGUGGUGGUCCCUGCCCCUCUUCCUGCCGCUGCCGCCGCCGCCGCUCUGAGUGCCGUGCCGCCGGCCUCCUCCUUGUCGGCACCACCCCCCUCAGUGGCCAUGAUGCUGCCCCCGUCUCCGGCCGCUGCGGCCGCGUCCAGCGAGCCCCCGCUCCCCGCCCUGGUCGAAGAGGACCCCACCGUCAUCAACAUCAACAGCAGCGAGGAAGAUGAGGAGGACGAGGAGGACUUCGCGGAGGAGGACUACUUCGAGGAGGAAGAGGAGGACGAGGAGGAGGAUGAAGAGUUUGACGAGGAGGAGGGCGAGUUCGAAGGGAUGGACGACGAGAUGGACGACGAGGAGCUGGAGGAGCUGGACGAGGAGGACGAGGAGGACUUUGACGAGGAGGAGGAAGGCCUGACGGAGGAAGAGGAAGGCCUGACGGGGGACGAGGAGGAGGAGGAGGAGGAAGGAGGGAUGAUGCCCGCCUUGCGCCAGCGCAGCGAGGAGGAGGAGGAGGAGGAGGAGGAGGGGGAGCGGGAGGAGCCCCCCGAACUGCUUCCCGGGAAAGAGGAGCCCCCCAAAUUAGUAUUGAGGGGCGAGGAGGAGGAAGAGGAGGAGGAAGAGGGCGGCGGCGCAGGGCUGCUGAUGGAGGUGGAGGAGGAGGCCUUCCGCCCAAACCAAGGCUCUGGGGAGGAAGGCCGGGAGGAGGAGGAAGAGGAAGAGGAAGCUGUCGUGGCCGCAGGGACAGAAAAGCCGGCCGUCAGGAAGGAGGAGGAGGAAGAGGAAGAGGAGGAGGAGGAUGUCCAGCUUGCAAAGGCAGAAGAGUCCUCUCCGGCCGCGGUCCCCGAGGUCUCCGUCGUCCCUUCGCCAUCAAAAGAGAAGGACGAGGAAGGCCCCGGAAAGCAGGAAGGAGCGCCCGCUCCUGAGAGGGAGGGGGAGGAAGAGGAAAAGGAAGAGGAAGAAGAGGCAGUGGCCGGAAGCAGCAGGGGCCCCGGAGGAGGAGGAGGAGGAGAAGGCGGUCAGGAAACAAGGAGGGCCAAGAGAGAGGCCGAAAAGCCCCUGACCGCUCCCAAGGAGGAUGUCCGGGAGGUCAAGGAGCGGGAGGAGAAGGAGGAGGAGGAGGAAGAGGUAAGCGCUUGACCAUCGGGUCCCAGG